Molecule: messenger RNA, 2779 nt
Organism: Caretta caretta (loggerhead turtle)
Lineage: Eukaryota; Metazoa; Chordata; Testudines; Cheloniidae
Gene: CYP4A11
Product: cytochrome P450 family 4 subfamily A member 11
Molecular function (GO): monooxygenase activity; iron ion binding; oxidoreductase activity, acting on paired donors, with incorporation or reduction of molecular oxygen
Source: RefSeq, a predicted model, not a curated record
GUCUAAUCUUUGCAGUCAGAUGUGAUAAGAGUGUGUCUGACUCUGUGCAUACAGUCAGUACAGAGUGUAGCAGAAGCUGACAGGGUUCGGGCUUUUUUAUACAGUGCCUGCCAAUGAGGGCAGCAGCAUGAAAUCUGUACUGGAGACAGUAAUGAACCCUUCUGGGGUUUGGCUGCAUGGAGCUGUCGCCCAGAUUUUUCACCUGACGGCCGUGGUGUGCCUCGUCUGUGUGGUUCUGAAAGCAAUCCAGCUGUAUUGGACGAAGCAGAAACUGCUCAAAAUCUUUAAAAGUUUCCCAGGACCUCCCACCCACUGGCUGUAUGGCCACCUUAAAAUGCUUCAACAAGAGGAUGAACUAGACAACACAGCGUCCUGGGCAGAACAAUACCCACAAUGUCACCACAUGUGGUUUGGCGGUUUCCUAGCAUUCUUGUGCAUCAACCACCCUGAAUAUGCUAAGGCGGUAUACAGCAGAGGAGACCCUAAGCCUCUUGUGACAUACAGUUUCCUGGUUCCCUGGAUUGGGCAAGGAUUGUUGAUCUUAAAUGGGCCAAAGUGGUUCCAGCAUCGGAGGCUGCUGACGCCAGGGUUUCACUAUGAUAUUUUGAAACCUUACGUGACCAUGAUGGCAGAUUCUGUCCGAGUGAUGCUGGAUAAAUGGGAACAGCUGAUCACACAGGAUAAGUCAGUGGAGCUCUUUGAACAUGUCAGCUUGAUGACUCUCGACAGCAUCAUGAAAUCUGCCUUCAGUUACCAGAGCAACUGCCAGAUGGACAGUGACAAUUCAUAUAUCCAGACGGUCAUGGACCUCAGCUUGAUGGUGCAUCUGAGAUUGCAGUCGCCCCCGUAUCACAACCAUCUCGUUUACUGGCUCAGUUCUCAAGGGCGUCAAUUCCACAAGGCCUGCAGAUUAGCACAUCACCAUACAGAUAAAGUGAUCAGAGAAAGAAAGGAGUCCCUUAAAGAUGAGCGAGAGCUUGAAAAGAUCCAGAGGAGGCGCCACCUGGACUUUCUGGACAUCCUUCUGAGUGCUAAAGAUGAAAAUGGAGCUGGAUUAUCUGAUGAAGACCUACGUGCCGAGGUGGACACGUUUAUGUUUGAGGGUCACGAUACCACGGCCAGUGGGAUCUCCUGGCUCUUGUACUGCAUGGCCCUGCACCCAGAGCACCAGCAGAGAUGCAGGAAAGAGAUCAAAGAGAUUCUGGGAGACAGAAAUACUGUUCAAUGGGAUGACUUUGGGAAGAUGAUUUACACCACCAUGUGCAUCAAAGAGACUCUUCGUCUUUACCCUCCGGUACCUGGUGUAGCACGAGAACUCAGUGCACCUGUAACAUUUGUUGAUGGACGUACCUUACCAAAAGGCUCCCUGGUUUCACUGAAUAUUUAUGGUCUUCACAGAAACCCCACAGUCUGGCAUGAUCCAGAGGUCUUCGACCCUUUGAGAUUCUCACCAGAGAACUCAGCUAGACGCCAUUCCUAUGCUUUUCUGCCUUUUGCAGCUGGACCCAGGAACUGCAUCGGGCAGCAGUUCGCCAUGAACGAGAUGAAGGUGGCUCUUGCACUGACUCUGCUGCGCUUUGAGCUCUCCCCUGACCCAGCCAAGCCUCCCAUCAAAAUACCUCAGAUCGUCCUGCGCUCCAAGAACGGGAUUCACCUGCACCUGAAGAAACUUCAGUGACACUUAAAUGACUGGGACAUGUGUGUGAUACAUGACAGAGUUGAAUCUACAUUUGGUUGAAUAACUAGAGCUGGGUGGGAACUGAAAUUUCCCUUUCGCGGGAAAUUCUGUGAUUUCAAAAGGUUUUCGUUCAGAAUUGCAAUGGAAACAAUAGAAUUUCAAAAUUUCCCACAAAAUGAAUUUUUAAAAAAAGGUCGUUUCAAUAAAAUUUUAAAAAUUGUUCUGCGAUUAUCAAAACUUUUUGUUCUGCUUUUGACUUUUAAAUAAAACGCAAAAUGAAAAGCCGUUCUGAAAUAAACAAAUCUAAUCCUGUACCGGUGUAAAAAAACAUUGAUCGAUUUUUUUUUUCAAAACAAAUUCUGUCAAAUGCAACAAUUUCUGUCAAAAUUUUCACAGUUGGGGUUCUAGUCAAAACAAAGGCUGUGUUUUAUCUCUGCAGACGUAGCCCUGCUAACUCUCCUUUGUGAUUAACUAAAAAAAUAUUUGGGGGUGGGGAGGGCAGUGGAGAUGCAGCUGGGUAUUUUUAUUGAUCAUAAUAGUUUAGCAAGGGCUCAGCGUUGUAUAGAAGAGAGCAAGGACAGCAUCCCAGCUCUGAGAGACUUGCAGUGGGGCCAGACUCUGACACAAGGGGUGAAGGAGGGACAGGAGAGAAUAAGGAGACUUCCUCUCCCUCUCUCCUUAUUUUUGACAGAUUUGCAGCCCUUGUGCAGGGACCACUUCCUCUGAGGGAGCGAGACUAGUAGGUAGGGAGUUGUACUGGUGUACUCCAGAAAGGGUAUUGCAGUAAGUCCACCAAGGGACGAGAGUGCUCUGCAACUCCUGCUGGAGUAGUGUGCUUCCACACUACUCCCCAGGGGGAUGCUAUGCUAUGCUUGGCAGCCGGUAUCAAGUGGAGUGCCCCAAGGGUCGGUUCUGGGGCCGGUUUUGUUCAAUAUCUUCAUAAAUGAUCUGGAGGAUGGUGUGGAUUGCACUCUCAGCAAAUUUGCGGAUGAUACUAAACUGGGAGGAGUGGUAGAUACGCUGGAGGGGAGGGAUAGGAUACAGAAGGACCUAGACAAAUUGGAGGAUUGGGCCAAAAGAAAUCUGAUGAGGUUCAAUAAG